GCAUGGAAAUAUGUCACAAAUUGCACAAAUUGAGUUAAUUGGAGAAGAUAAUGAGCCUGAAUACGCAGGACUUAAAUUAAGAAUCGGUGAUCAUAGAUCCUUUUAUCUUUGUAACCUGUGCUGUAAAGAUAUAGGUAAUCAUAUUACAGUCAAAAUGAAGAAAAUUCUGAUGAAGGAAAUGAUGGCUUGUUAA
Messenger RNA from Funneliformis geosporum, 193 nucleotides. The record is from the annotation of a GenBank genome assembly. NCBI's taxonomy places the organism in Eukaryota, Fungi, Glomeromycota, Glomeromycetes, Glomerales, Glomeraceae.